Molecule: messenger RNA, 3969 nt
Organism: Salmo salar (Atlantic salmon)
Lineage: Eukaryota; Metazoa; Chordata; Actinopteri; Salmoniformes; Salmonidae
Product: inaD-like protein
Molecular function (GO): protein binding
Source: RefSeq, a predicted model, not a curated record
GCUGUACCGGUAGGGUGGAACAAAAUCAUAUCUCUUCCUACUAGCUAGAUAAUUUAGUAACUAGUUAGUUAGUUUUGUCUUCUUUUGGGUUUAGCUAACACAUUUGUUGUGGUUUGUUAACUUCAGACAUCUGUGGCAUUGUGUUACUUGGCUGUAUCACAAAGAUACUCUGAGACCGAGUUAGGACAAUGUAUGAAAAUGUCCCAACAGUCUCCACAGUGGAGCGCCAGCAGGUAUUGCAGGCUUUGGAGCGGCUGCAGGCCAAGAUGGCCCAGAGGGAGGAGUGGACCCACAGUGAGAGGCUGGGGAUGCUGAGGGACGCUCUACAGAGCCCACUGCUAGGACACAUCCUCACGCUGCAGCAUUCAAUCAAACAACUCAAAGACCAGCUGAACUGCAUGCCUCCAGACACCUGCAGUGAUUUCAGCUUCUCUAGGAAGGGCCAGCUGAUUGUCAGUGCCAGCCGCCCAGCCAGCAGCCUGUGCACGUCCGGCCCCGGCUCUGUGUUGUCCAACGGCUCGGCCUUUGCCUCCCCCGACCAGCUCCAGAGAUGGUUCUGCACCUCCGCUAAGGGGAGGCAGACAGAGCACAUCAGCCUGCCCAAGCCUUCGUCUGGGGGCCUGGGCUUCAGUGUGGUGGGCCUAAGGGCCGAAGGGACAGGGGGCCACGGGGUCUUCAUCAGACAGGUCCAGCCUAGGAGCAUCGCACACUGGGAUGGGCGCAUUCAGGAGAACGACCAGAUCCUGGUGAUCAACGGGACGCCCCUGGACCAGAGUGUCACCCAGCAUCAGGCCAUCGCUCUUCUGCAGGAGCCUGGGGACAGGGUGGAUCUAGUGGUGGCCAGGGACCCUGCAACCAUCACACAGCAUACACACACCGCCCCGCCCCCACUCCCACCUGGGCCCAGUCACAAGGAGCAGUGGGGCCACAUGGAGGAGAUCGAGCUGCUGAACGACGGCUCGGGCCUGGGAUUUGGGAUUGUUGGAGGCAAGGCCACUGGGGUGGUGGUGAGGACUCUGGUUCCAAACAGUGUGGCUGACAAGGAUGGGCGCCUGCGUACAGGUGACCACAUCCUGCGUAUUGGUGAGACCCCCACAGGUGGCCUGGCCAGCGACCAGGUGGUCAAGGUGCUGCAGGGCUGCGGGAGCCACGUACGCAUGCUCAUCGCCCGUGACCCCUCGGGACAGCACUCCACCUCCCCGCCGCCCCCUCCCCCGCCCGCCGCCAGCCCCGUCUCUGCCUUACCCGCUGAAUUCGAACCCCAGAGCAGGGUCAGCAGGACGCCCAACCUGGAGGGUUAUGAGAUCCAUGAAGUGCCUCUGAGGAAGAAGGAGGGCCAGAGCCUGGGGAUCACCAUCAUCGGAUUCAACUCCUUAACCUGCGACGACGCGGUCGGGGUGUUUGUGAAGAACGUGGUUCCUGGGAGUGCCGCUGAGCAGAGCGGAAACAUCCGGAUCUAUGACAGGAUCAUAGAGCUGGACAGGGUGAGCCUGCAGGGCUUCACUAACCAGGAGGUUCUGGAGGUGAUGAAGCAGACAGGCCAGACGGUCCACCUCACCCUGGUCAGGAAGAUAGCCUCGCCCAAACCGUCACUGGAGAGGUCCCUGGACAAAGGUGUGGAGGAGAUAUCUCUGUCUGAGCUGGAGCUGAAGGACAAAUGGGAGCAGUCUCUGGGGCCACAGUACGAUGUUCUGGUGGUUGAACUGGACCCUGUUAUUGAAGAUGAUGCUGGACUACAGAAUUACUCCAAGCUGCUACCCAUCCACACCAUGCGUCUGGGGGUGGAGUUGGACUCGUUUGAUGGCCACCACUACAUCUCCUCUGUGGCCCCAGAGGGCCCCGUGGCUAAACACGGCCUCCUGAGACCAGACGACGAACUACUAGAGGUAAACGGAGUGCAGCUGUACGGCAAGUCGAGGCGUGAGGCGGUGGUGUUCCUUCGUGAGGUUCCCCCUCCCUUCACCCUGGUGUGCUGCAGACACCUGACAGAGGAGAACUCAGACUACCAGCCUGACCGGGACGCUGCCAGCCUCUCUGAGCAGGACCAAGCCACCCUAAAGGAGAUCUCAGAGGAGGAGGAAGCACCCACAUACCCCAGCCACCUGGAGGAGAACGUGCAUGAGGAAGGAGAAGAGGCUCUGUGGUCCCCAGACAUCCAGUUGUUGGAGCUGGAGAAGGGAGAGAGAGGCCUGGGCUUCAGCAUCCUAGACUACCAGGACCCUCUGGACAGGGCAGGCUCGGUCAUCAUCAUCCGCUCCCUGGUGCCCGGCGGUGUGGCAGAGCGCCAUGGGUACAUGCUCCCCGGGGACCAGCUGGUGUUUGUCAACAACACCUAUCUGGACACGGUGAGCCUGUCCCAGGCCGUGGAGGUGCUGAAUGCCGCCCCGUCUGGAACAGUCUACCUGGGCAUCCGCAAGCCACUGGUGGGGUUUCGUGAUGGCUCCAUCCUCCCAGAAGUCCUUGGACAGGAAGAGGACGAAACCGAGCUGAUCCUGGACAGUGGCUUCCCGCGCUACGUCUCACCUCUGAUCCCUGCCUUGACCCUUAACCCCACCCCAACUCCUACCCUGACCACCAUCCCCCUCCCUCCAGGAGAGGAGAGGGAAAUGACAGUGGAUGAAGAGGAGGAUGAAGAGGAAAAGGAGGACGUGGUGGAGGUGAAUGGUAGAGAGGGGCAAACCGUGGACUCCUACCCCAGAAAACCUCCACCGUCGUGGGGAGAGUGGGAGAGGGUCAACAGAGGCCCUGUCCCCCCAGCCCCCGUCCACUCUGGAGCUCAGAAGCAGGUGGAGGAGGAAGUUGGAGAUGGUACUGUGGAGAAGCUGGAGUCCAGAGCCCUCUUUGAUCAGCUCUCUCUAGGUCAGUCUGUGAAUUCCUGGGUGGAGACUGGGGAGAGCGAGGCGGACUCAGACUCCAGGAACGGAAGAUCAGAACUCAUCCUCACAAAUACAGACUCGGUGCAUUUGAUUGGCACAGAGAGGAGAAAGAGGAGGGGCCAGGGAGGAGGACGACACAGUGAUCUACCUGAGAGGGAGGAAGGAGAGGGAGAGAAAACCCCUGCCUUCAGUCACUGGGGACCCCCACGCAGAGUGGAGGUGUGGCAGGAGGAUGGCGAGUCUCUUGGCAUCAGCAUUGUGGGCGGGCACAGCGUCAUCAAGAGACUGAGGAACGGAGAGGAACUCAAGGGCAUCUUUAUCAAACAGGUACUGCCGGAGAGCCCAGCGGGACGCACUCGUUCCCUCAAGACUGGAGACAAGAUAGUGCAGGUAUCAGGUGUGGACCUCCAGAAUGCCAGUCAUGAGGAGGCAGUCCAGGUCAUCAAGACAGCUCCCAGUCCCGUGGUCUUCAUCGUUCAGAGCCUCUCUGCCACGCCAAGGCCUGUCUCACUAACGGCGCCCAGUUACAGAAAACACAAGGCAAAGAGCAAAGUCAUGCCGAAAGCAGAAGUAGGAGGCGCCCCUCCCCAGAUGAGACUCCCCCCACCCUACCGACCACCCGGUCAGCUGACAGAGGACCAGGACGAAGAGCUGGAGGAGGUCAAAGGGGGGCGUAUUGGCUGACCGUUGUAUCAGUUGCCUGGCGACUGAGGGUGGGCCAGGGAUGCAACCUAACCAAUAGAACUACUGUACUAACAUGAGAGAGUGGGGAAGGUGGCCAUCUUGUCUUCUCACUGCACUGUGUGUUGUUCCCCCUCUUUUACAGCUUUUUACUCUAAUGCAGUGCAUUCAGAAAGUAUUCAGACCCCUUGACUUUUUCCACAUUUUGUUACAUUACAUCGUUAUUCUAAAAUUGUUUCAAUUGUUUUUUUCCCUCAUCAAUCUACACACAAUACCGCAUAAUGACAAAGCAAAAACAUUUUUGCAAAUGUAUAAAACAUCAAAUUUACAUAAGUAUUCAGACCCUUUACUCAGUACUUUGUUGAAGCACCUUUGGCAGCCAGAUCCUCUCAAGCUCUGUCAGGUUGGGAAA